Molecule: messenger RNA, 542 nt
Organism: Erigeron canadensis
Lineage: Eukaryota; Viridiplantae; Streptophyta; Magnoliopsida; Asterales; Asteraceae
Exons: 4
Coding region: 89-436 (115 amino acids)
Source: RefSeq, a predicted model, not a curated record
UCUAGUUACUAGAUAUUUUACUUGACACAUAUAUAAAAUCGUGAUAUAUACAUACCAAAAAAGAAAGAAAAAAAAAAGAGAAGAAGAUAUGAGAAGAAUUCAAAGCCAUAACUUAUCAUGCUUACAUUGUCAAGGGCAUAACCAUAAGCUACCAUGUUUACAUUGUCAACCUCAAAGCUUCAUUAGGAUGGUGCAUCAUUUAAUAGAAAGGUGCAUAAUAUUUCGAAUGGGUCGGGAUGACUGCAUGAGAACACUAGCUAAGCACGGCAUACAUCCCAUGGUCAGCUUUACAGUUUGGGAAGGGCUAUUUAAAGAGAACAAGUUCUUUUUUCAAGCUUACUCCCGCUCUAUUCUACCUAGCCAUGUGUUCAAAGGACAACAAGAAACUAGGAAUAUGAAUCUUGAUGGAAGAACAAUGACAUCUUUUAGGAGAUGACGUUUGUUGGUGUUGUUUACUUAAAUUUGUAAUAGUUAGGCUCAAGAAAUUUGUAUCACAAUUAAUAACAUCAAUACAGAAUUGUUAUUUUGCUAGUUAUACAGUA